GGAGCUAUUCAAUCCGUUCAGGCACUAGAGCCUAGAAAGUUCCUCUUCGCCGAUGAUACACCGAAUUUGAUAUUGUUGCUUCUGCAUUUAAUUUCAAUCUAUCUUGCUGCUUUUCUCCGGCCUUCCAAUUUAGAACUUUAAUAUGGGUUUUAACUUAUAGCACGUUGUUUUAAUUUUCACCAGACAAUUGGGGAUGUGAAUUUGCAUUAAUGUGCUUUAUUAUGUAAAAUUUAGCUGUUUUUCUUCUUUGAAUCCGUGGUUCUCUCCCUAUCUGUCAUUUGUCUAGCAUGUAUGGGCGGGCCCUUUGCUCUUUUGGUGUUUAUAUUGAAAACCUUUGAGCUUUGGAUGCUUAUCAUUGAUUUCAAUUUCACUUUUUUCCUUAAAUCUGUCUUUGAAACCUAUAUUUCCUACUAUUUUAGAUUGUAAAGCAAUGGAGGUACGGAUUUUAAUUGCUUGAGCCUUUGUUCCUUCGCCUGAUGUUUGGGUUCUGAAAUGCUGCAAUAAGUACUUUUUGAUUCCAUUGUGCUGUCUGUUCUCGAUUAUGAAUAUGGAGCAUUUUGCUGUAGAGAAGUUGGGAAUGCAGUGCUCUUUCAAAUCUAGACUCCAAAUUUUGGUUAUGCUGCAGUUAUCAUGGCAUAAUGGAAGAGAUAGUUGUCUGAUCUGAAUCCACAUUGACCUGCGUUAAAGAUGGAAGGUAACCAAAAUACACCAAGUGUUAUUGCCAGGUUGAUGGGAAUUGAUGAGCUGCCGCCUCAGCAGCCCUCCAACAGACAACUGAAAGUGCUUUCUGAGGAUUAUCUCCGCAAAAGUGCUUCUAUAGGUAUGCUAGGGGAGAGUUCACUCCUUUCGAGCCGCUUAACUAGGAAAACUGCUGAGAAACAGUAUGCAGUUAAGCAUGUCUUUAGCAGUGAGAUCCCAGAAAAUGGCAAACGAAGUUCACAGUCAAUUCCUGGUUUAAAACCAAAUCAGGCUACAAUUCCUGGUUUACAUCUUCAGAGAUCUGACAUUUUUCAUCAGAAGGGUGACAUGGAAUCUGGGGAGUAUGUGGAGCUCUUACAAUAUAAAAGCAGGGUACUGAAUGCAAAAGUAACAGAAACUGAAAAGAUGACCACUGAGCCACCCACGUAUUGUUUUAUGGAUCCCUGGCAAGUUGAAAAUAAAUCUGCCAAAGAGAAAUGGAAAUAUAUGAGUGGCAGGCAGAGAUAUGCAUCAAGAUCAAGAAUCACAACCGAGGACUCCUCAGUUCAUGCACCUAAGGCUCUGGUGACUUCCUCCCAAGGUUCCUUUGGUUGGAAACAUGGAGAACAAGUUUCAUGCCCCUUUCAUAGUGGGUCAUUUUUUGCCAGCGAAGCAAAGAAGCAAAUUUUUGAACGAUGGAAGACAACUAGAAGCUUUCCAGAUAUUGAAGUGUCAGGCAGGAGAUGUAGUCUUGGUCAAAUGUUUGCUAUUCAGGACAAGGAAGCUAGGCCCACGAGCUUGUAUUCCAAACUUGAAGAGAACCGUUUCAGCAAUCCAUCUUGUCUUGAAAAAGAAAGCUCUGAGUUUGGUAUUUCUUUGGUUAGCACAAAGGUUGGUUCAACAAACAAGUAUAUCAGAAAUCUACGAAGGCCCAAACUUUUGAAGUAUUCUCCAUUUGCAAGUGAAUCCACUAGUUUUAAGACCAGGGUUGAAGCUUCCAAAAACAGCUGCUGUUCUGGGAAAAAAGAAACUGUAACUGAUAAACAUCAGAAGCUGAAUAGUGAAAAAUUCUAUGGAAAGGAUAGCGUAGAAUCAGGGGAUUCAACAGUUAUACGUGAGAAACAGCAUCAGUACCUCAGUGCAGAUUUGGAGUGUAGUCACAAUCCAGAUUAUGAGCUAUCAAAUUCCAAGAUUCUUUCUUCAGAUUCAGAUGAUAAUGUUUCUCUGGAAGUUAACCAGGGGGUUCAGGAUGACUUGGAGAAGGGCAUGCACAAGGAAGCAGAAGGUUAUAGCUGUUCUGACGUCUCAGACAAUUUGGCUCGGCAGAAAUCAUCUUGUGAUUCCCCUGGAGAAGAAUUUAUUCUCAGAUGUACAGCAAAAGAUUCAGAAUUCGCCAUAAACUUGAGGGAGAUCAACCAGCCUAGUCCAGAUUCUGUAUUGGAACCUCUUUUUAAGGAAGAGAAUCCUCCUGACUCUGAAAUCUUUAAAAGUUCGAUUUCUGAUCUCAGUGGUCUUGCACUAAAGCUACACCUUCUCAAUCCCAAAUCGGAAGAAACAAACUCCGAAGGAUCUGGAAUGGCAGUGUCAAGUGAUGAAGAUACUGAAAAAGAAUCCGUUGAUCUUUCCCGUGAUAACGGAAAGCUGUGGGGAAUGUCAAGACCUGAAGAAAGCAGGGACUUUUCGUACCUAGUUGAUGUCUUGGAUGAGGACAAUUUGUUUGGUAUGGAUCUGGCUAUAUGGCAUGGCAGAGAAUCUCCGGUGAGCCCCUCAGUUUUUGAGGCAUUGGAGAAGAAAUAUGGGAAGCAGACAUCAUGGGCGAAGUCAGAGAGGAGGCUUUUAUUUGACCUCAUAAACUCUCGGUUGAGGGAUAUUCUAGAUUCAUGCAUGGAUUUUUGCAUGUCAAGAAAGCCUCUACGAAGAAGGUUAAGCUCCAAUUUGAGCAGGGAUGAUAUAGAGGAAGACUUGUGGAUGUUACUCAGCCAGGAUAAGGAGGUCAGGAAGGACUUGGGUGAUAAAGUGCUUGGCGGUGAAAUGAAGUGGAUGGAGUUGGAAGGUGAUAUUAGUAUCAUUUGUAGAGAAAUAGUAGAAUACUUAAUCGAUGAGCUUGCAGCAGAGUUUUGUAGCAGUGAGAGUCCAUAGCUGAGGGUUUUUCUUUGUUUUUGUUUACUUAUUGCUGAUUCUUUGCUUUGAGUUUGGCAUUUGCUCUUAGAUGUGUCAUAUCUGCAAUUUUGGUAAAUGUUAAAUUUGAAGAGAAACUUGAAGGUAAGCCGAGGAAGGAAGCAGAAUGAAAGCUUCCAUACUCUAGCUUAAGUUUUAGAGUGUGUAGCGGGGAGUGAUAUUGUGAGAUUUGAAAGGAAAAUAUAUCCUUUUGUACAUUUGAAUUUAGGAUCUCUUUGUACAGUUGAACAAUGCAAUGAUUACUACAGGAAUGGAGGCUUGAAAGCAUUUUAAUGUCGAA
This is a messenger RNA of Coffea arabica (coffee), 3136 nucleotides long. RefSeq lists its product as uncharacterized. The record is from RefSeq and is a predicted model, not a curated record. NCBI's taxonomy places the organism in Eukaryota, Viridiplantae, Streptophyta, Magnoliopsida, Gentianales, Rubiaceae.